This is a messenger RNA of Musca vetustissima, 8851 nucleotides long. It is a transcript of the gene Dab, whose product is annotated as protein disabled. The transcript is spliced from 10 exons. Lineage: Eukaryota; Metazoa; Arthropoda; Insecta; Diptera; Muscidae. The record is from RefSeq and is a predicted model, not a curated record. Bases 5 to 8851 code for a protein of 2948 amino acids.
CACUAUGGUAAAAUCAUUGGUAUCCAAACUAUCCGCAGCCUCCUCAACACUCUCCAUUGCCAGUAGCUUCAGUAGCAGUCAUUCCAAACAUGAUGCCAGCACCCACAAUGGAACAUCAACGGCAGCUAUCUCUGGGGACAAUUAUAUGAAGUAUCGUAAUGAUCCGGGGCGUUUCUUUGGCGAUGGCGUACAAUUCAAAGCCAAACUUAUUGGCAUUUUGGAGGUGGGUGAGGCACGUGGCGAUCGCAUGUGCCAAGAGGCCCUACAAGAUUUGAAAAUGGCCAUAAGAGCGGCGGGAGAGCACAAACAACGCAUCACCAUCCAUGUAACCAUCGAUGGUUUACGUUUGCGUGAUGAGAAAACCGGUGACUCUUUGUAUCAUCAUCCGGUGCACAAGAUCUCAUUUAUUGCCCAAGAUAUGACCGAUUCUCGGGCAUUUGGUUAUAUAUUCGGUUCACCGGAUAGUGGUCAUCGAUUUUUUGGCAUCAAAACGGAUAAGGCUGCUUCACAGGUGGUGUUGGCCAUGCGCGAUCUCUUUCAAGUGGUGUUCGAAUUAAAGAAGAAGGAAAUUGAAUUGGCCCGACAGCAGAUACAAUCGAAAUCUAUGCAUCAUCAUGAUCAACAUCAGCUGUCAUCGUUGUCGUCUCUGAAGAGUGCUGGCACCACGGGUGGACAAAAUGAUUUGUCCGGUGGUUUGGGUGUUGGUGGUUCAAGCAAUUCGGCGGCCACUUUAAGUAUGCUGAAUAAUAUGGCCAGUAGUUCAAAUAAUACACCAUCCAAUAAUCGACUGGGUGUCAAUAUGGAUUCUAAAGGAGCUUCAAAAGAGAUAUCUCCAGAAUCUGUGGCAGAUUUGGUCGACUUGGAACAAGAACUCUCUUCUCUACAAAGAGGUAUUAAUCAAAUGGAACGCAUAACACCCAAUGAUGGUACAACAUCCAAGAAUUCAAUUGGAAAUGAUGAUCCAUUUGGUGAUUCAUUUUCAAACUUUCCGGCCUUACCACCACCCGAACCUGGACGUUCGCGUAGCAAAACCUCGGCAAAAAGUAUUGAUUUAUCGAAUACCACCAAUGUUGCUACAUCGUCGUUGCUUUCACCUUCCGCCACACAGACCAAUCGCCAAUCACCGGUAUCGUCAACGGGCACAUGUGCCAUUGCACCAUCACUGCAACCGCUGGACGAUGAUGAUAGUUGGCUGCGUGAAUUGGAUGCACAUAAUGAUGUUUUCGAUACAUCCAAAACCAUGAUGCCCGGACUAAUGGGUAUGCCACCGCUGGCCUCAACACUCACAAGCUCCGUACCGCUGACAUCACGUGCUCCCUUGGCACCACGAGAAUCAAGUGCAACACCUCCCAGUCAUAUCUACGAGACUGUUUCAUGUUCGACAUCAUCAGCAAUGCCGAAUAUAAAUGAUAUAACAAAUAUUACCAGUACUGCGGCAACAAAUGCCGAAACGAAUUCCAUAGUAAAUAGUUCUAGUCUUACGGAUAUAUUCCAAACGGCAGCUGUAACAGCAGAUACAUCAAAAGUCGAAAUUAAAUCCGAUGCAUUUACCGAUUUGGAUCCAUUAGGUACUGGUCGCAUACGACCAUAUGUUGAUAAGAAAUAUUUUUUCCAAGAGCUUAAAAAUCCACCAAAAAAAGUUUUGAAAGAUCUCACAGCUAACUCUUCCGUAACAUCGUCGUCCACUUCGCCAUCUUCGCUGUUGACAGCCGUAACGUCCACGUCUACGUCGACAACAACAGCAGCGGUAGCACUCAAUGCAGUAGCCUCAGUGGCAGUUCCAACAGCCGCAACAACUGCCAGUCUUCUAACAUCAUCAUCUGCAUGUCCAGCUACUUCAUCUGCGACAGAACUUUAUUCCUUGACUGAUACUCAAAUGAAAUAUAACCACAACAACAACACCAACAACGGCAAUAACAAUUUCUUAUUGCAACAAUCAUCAACAUCAGUUACAGUUAGCAAUGAAAUAUUGAAUCUGCAGGAUUUCGAUAUGACUUCGCGACACACUCAACCACAUUCUUCAAUGAUACUAACGUCUUCUAACAUUAACUCUUUACUAACAACAGCCGCAUCAGCGUCAGCAACAUCGGCCACAACAUUGGCAUCUGCCUCCUCAAUAACAGCCGCCACAUCCCUCAUGUCCUCAGGUACAUGCUAUGCUAAUGCUAAUGCUCCAGUUACUGUUGUCAAUAGUUAUGCUUCACUAACCACGACCACGUCCUCGUCCACCACCAGCACCAACAGCAAACUGAGCACUACUGCUACCGUAAAUCUGUUGUCCAUAAAUAAUCUGUCUGUAACUAAUCGUAGUAAUAACACUGCUUUAAUCUGCACUUGCCCCACAACAAUAAUAACAAAUAGCUUUACUACUAACCACUUAACUAACCGAACGGACCGCCAACCGGUCGGCCCUACUAAUCCUAAUUUCCUAAACGAGUCGACAGCUGCCAUUGGCAGCGGCAGUAGUGGCAGUCGCAAUACCGCUAUGGUGACUAGUGGCGGCGGCGGCAACAGCGCCAAAGGCGUUGACCACUUAGCCAUGUCAACGUCUUUGAAGUUGCAGCCUAGUGGAGCUACUAAGUCGUCAACAACAACAACAGCUUCAACUUCUUACGGCUCCUCGGCCCAUCAUCAUAAGUCACAAACUAAUAAUUUACGUUUUUCUCGGUAUCAUCCUCCUCCCAAUUUAGAACCCAUUGCAGCUGUAGCAGCGUCAACGUCGACUGGAGCUGCCACAUCGGCAGAUUAUGUUAUGCUGCCACGCGACACCGAUCCCUUUUCACCAACACGCAAGAAAAGUGAUCCUUUCGAAGAGGUGGGUGACAUUUUCUCUAAAUUGGAGCCCUUUGAAUUUGAAUUUGGCGGCGCUGGCGGAGGUGAACGUGAAGAAGACAAAGCCAAAAGAAAUGCCCUUAAUUCGGCAUCGCCUUCCAGGGAUGGCGACAUGCAGGGUUCUCAUGAUCUUUUGUCUGGUCACCUGCAAGUCAGCUUGCCUCCAGAGAGCAGUGGUGUUGGCGGCGGUGAAGCCGCACAAACUCAAAGCACGGUACGUUCGCGACCUGUGCCAUCGUCGUCGAUGAUGGGUUCAUCAAUGCCACCUUUGGCCGGUUCUGUUCCUGGUUCCAUGUUGAAGCAACAAACAGUUGAUGUCAUCUCAAGUAUUUCCAAUAAGAAGAUGCCCCAUUUAUUUGGCCAAUCAUCGCGUUUCCCCAAAAGAGACUCCAAUUCUAUAAACAUGCGACGCCUGCAAGAAUCGGAUUCUUUGAGUGAAACUGAAAUGGCACCAGAGCCACCGCCACGACCCGAUUCGGCCCCAUACUCAGAGCCACCACCCUUACCGCCCAAGAAACAAUUCAAUGAUAUAAUAAUUCGGCCAAGAGCUGGGGCGUCUGCAGCUAUGGGUGCCACUUCCAGCCGGUACGAAAGUGUCACUUCAGCCUUAAAAUCUCGUACUUCUCCAGUGAGCGGAGCUGUGGAUGUGCCACCGAUACCAUUGCCUUCGCGUCGGGUUGGGCGUACUGAUGGUUCCUAUCCCGGCCCGGGACGACCCAGAAAGCCUGGUCACACAGAAGAUGAUUAUUUGGCGCCAUUGCCGUCGACAUCAUCAUCCUCAUACAGUACUGCUGGCAUUUCAAAUAACCCAGAUGUGCCACCAUUGUUGCCUCCACCUACACAAAUUUCGUCCAGAUCCAGAACUCAUCGGCAGCAGUCCUUCAAUCAGCCCAGUUCGCGACAAUCGCACGAUAUCUAUGAGAAUAAACAGGAGAUUUUGCAGCAGCAGUUGCAGCAGCAACAACAGCAAUCGAAGAAUGCAGCCGAGCCAGCCUUGGUGCCCGAUAUUACUCUCAGCCAACUAUUGACCCUGGGCAUUGAUGAACUCUCGGCUAAAUUGAAUGUGCCCACAAGUAAACUGUCCACCAUGACUCUGGUGGAACUGACAUCCUAUUUGGCAGAGUUCCUGGAACAAUCCAAACCGGAGCCAAUGCCAGAAGUUCAAGAAAAUCAGAGUAUAUUCAAAGUGAACUUCGAUCAGGAGGGCACAUUCGUGGCCAAGUUCGAUGACACCUUCGGUGAGGAUUUCCAAAAUCCCUCAACUGCUGUUAGCUCAACAUCGUUUCAGGCAAACUUCGCCCAAUUCGAUAAAGUUAAUGUUGAACCGCCUGUUGGUAGCACGACACAGUCAGGUUCUGGCGUGCCGCCUGCAGAUCGAUAUGCCGUCUUCCGUGAAAUAAUCGAUCAGGAGCUCCAACAAAAACAAGAAGAGGCAGAUCUGAUUGGUGAUAUUGUGGAGAAUACAGACAUUCCCGUACAUGAAGAUCAAGAACCGCAAUUUGAGUCGAAUUUCUCGCUAACCACUACAGAUUUGGAUAUGCCCACUGGAUCUCAGGAUCUUUUGAGUGGUGAUAUGCCAGAGGUGACAGCAUCCGCUCAACAGGCAGCGAAGAUUGAUACAAAAAUUUCAGAAGUUCUGGCCCAAGCUACCGACCGAUAUGCAGCUUUGAGAGAUUUAAUACUGGUGGAAAAUCUCUUCGACAAUUCCCAACCUCAGGCACCAUCGACACAAGCACCAAGCCUUUCCUUAGAAACGGCUUCGGACACAGGACGUUCCGACUCCAAGUCGCCAUUCCAAGGCUUCUCUGGAUUUAAUGAUGAUGAGGAAGAUCAGGAUCUGAAGCAACUAAUGGACCAAAGCGUCAAUUUGGAUCCAACAACUCAACAACAAAGAUUGGGUUUGGUAGACAGCCGUGGCUUCCUCGUUGAACCCUCAUCCUCGGCCCUAACUGUGGACGAUGAAGAAGACGAGGAGGAAGACGGCCGUGCCACCAAAGACGAUAAAGAUGACCAGGGUGGUGUAAGCAGUGCCGAUAGCAAUGAAAAGGAAGUCGAUAAAGAUAACCUGCCCAUUGCCAACUACGAACAAUUGGCCAGUUCAAAUCAGCAACUCGAACAGAUCGAAGAGAAACCUGAAAAGUUCGAAGAUACUCCGAAAAUAAGUAUAACCCAGAGUCUAACCACCACCACCACAGAGAACAAUUUCCUGUCAACGGGCAGUGUUGUUUCAUCUUCGGCUAUGUCCGGUUCAAAGGAUGAUUUGGAAAUUGAUGAUCUGAUGCAAAGAGCAAUUUCCAAUCUCUCUCUAGAUUCGCGGGAACGUAAUUCUCCGGCUGUGUGUAGUAAUCUUUUGCAGGCCCAACAACAGCAACAAUUUGCAAAUAAUGGCAGUACAAUAAGAAAUGAAUCUUCACCCAUACCUAUUGGACAAACCAGUCAGUCCAAAUCACCCAUGAGUAAUAAGUCACCUCAACAACUAUCCCCCCUGACGAAGCCAAUGAAUGUGCUGUCGCAAAUUAUUGAUGUUGCUACCAAACAAAUAGAAAGCGAAGCGGCGAUGUCCUCAAAGGCAUCCAACGAGUCCUGGGCCACUUUCGAUACACCACAACAUCAGCCGACAGCAGCGCCAUCUUCAGACAAACGGGCCAGACCCUCCGCCAAGGCACUCUCAAAAUCUAAUAAUUUUCUCAAUCUACCACCACCACCUGGAUCCACAUCGAAUUGUUCACAAAACGACAGUGCCCUUGAGUCUCCAUGCUCCUCAGAUCCUCGAGAUGAUGGUUGGCAUAAACACUCAAUGGGUGGCAGCAGCCUUUCAUUGGGUCAUCACUCGAACGUUGGCGGAAGUAGUACCGGCCAAAGACGCUUUCACAAAAAAGAACGCCAGAACACCUCGUCAUCGUCCCGAGAUCUUAGUUGGGAUGAAGAUCAAGGCGGUGUUGGUGGUAUGAUGGGUAGUGGUGGCCAUAUAAUGGAUGGCUAUGCUCAGGGUAAACGUAUGGCUGGACAGGCUGGACAUGGUAAUCUAACGGCAGAACGUCUUGGCUACUAUAGGCGGCAUGCGAGACGUAUGAAUUCCUGCGAUGAGGAUUAUGAUUAUGAACAAGAGUUUUCAGCCAACAGCCGUGGCCGGGAUCCUUGUAAAAAUAAACGGAAUAUAUCAAGAAGUAGAGAUAAUUUCGAUAUGGAUUCUCCUGGAUGGUAUCAUCAUCAUGCCGGCGCCCCAAGUCAUGCACCCCAUCACACUUGGUCUUCCCAAGACAUUGAACAAGUUAGAGGUCGUUCAUUUGAUCGUUCAGCUUACGAACGAACCACAUAUGGGCCACCAAUUUACGAUAAGCGCGGUGUGGGCCCUCCACUUUCCUCCACAUCCAGUUAUGAUCGAAGAUCUGGGGGAGUAAGUGGUGGAACAGGGAUUGGAUACGACAAACGUAGCAAUAAAUAUUACCGCGGUGAUCCUAAUUCACGAAACCCGAAUCCCGAACGCAUUUAUAGUCUGGACGAUUUUGAUGAGAUGUUAGCUGCCACUGGAAAAAUACCUCCGCAUCUGGCCGCCAUGUAUGAGGAAAUGAAGGCCGGCUUCUGUUCGCCACAAAUGAUGGUGGGUGGCCAUCGACAACGUAGUUCAGACUAUAUGUACGAACGUGAUCGUAAGUCAUUUGAUCGUGAAAGUCUGGAAUCGUAUGAUGGCUCCAAUGCGCCACAGCGACGUCGUCGUCGUAGUUAUGACAGUGGUGGUAUGCCAUCUGACCCAUACGGCAGCUGUGAUAGUCGUGAUGAUUAUCAUCGAGAACGUCACUAUAUGACAGCCGAAAAGAGUCGUUCUCUAAGAAAAUCGCUAAAGUCUCUGCGGGUAUCGGGUGAUAUCGACUAUGAACAGGAUUCGGAGAAAGAAUAUCAUUAUCGGGAUCAGAGAGCACGUUGUGAUACCAGAAGUCUACAAAGACCUAGUCAAUUAUCUACACAGGUUGGAGGUGCAAUGCCAGGUGCAGCAGCAGUUGGUCCAUUGGGAUCACAAUCGCGUAUACGCAAAAGUAGUGGUUCCAGCCCAUGGGAUGGUGAAGAACCACCUAUGCCAGGACAAAAAGUUACUGCAUCGUCAUGGAAACGUCCCUCCAGUGCCGCAGAUUCUGAAAGACGCUUGGCCGAAAGCCGGAGAUCAGCCGUUAAGGGACAGACCCCUUCAGGUUCUGAAGACGAUAAAGAUCGAAGAUAUCGAAAGAAACGUGGAUCACGUGCCAAAGAUAUGGCAACAAUGCCCGGCGGCCGAUAUCGUGAUGGACCCCCAAUGCGUUCUAGUAAUUACGAUUACAUUGGCGAUCUAGAUGAUGAUGCCGAGGAUUAUGUUGACGAAGAAGAAGAGGAGGAGGAAGAAGAUCGUGCCAUUGGCGAUGAUGACAUUUCACCUGCAGAUGAAGAUAAAUUUGCUCGCCUCGAAAUGAGACGACACGAAAUGCAUAAUCGAAUGAUGGACGCCCAUGUACGUAGACGCAAAGAUCUACCUCCGUCGGCAACACAAAUGUCGUCCAUGGCAUAUCGUAAAAAUGCCCCCGGACCAUAUGUCCAUAGGAAACCACUACCUCCAACAGAUGCUAAGCAUAGUCAUCCCCAGGAUUAUGGUUACGACGAUGACGGCGAGUAUGAACAGACACCAACUCCACGAUCAAAUACUAGCAGCGCCUUGCCAACAGCCACCCCGAAUACAUCAACUAAAUUUAGUUUUGAUGUUGGCUUUGAGUCUGAUUUUAAUCAAACUUCACCGCCACCUGCUCCUGCGGGUACCGCAUCCAGUUGCAACUCCACGCCAGCGGCAAAUGUCAGUGCUGCCAAUACACCAGCCUCGAAAUCAUCAUUCCGUUUUUCCAAUGAUUUCUCUGCUGGCCUAGAACGGGAAAAACAUUAUCAACAGCAUUCGGCAGCAGCGGGUAGCCUACAGCAAUAUGAUUUGGAGAAUCGUGGUAUCUCACCACAAGCGACCACCGCCCCCUCCACAACACAGGCGAGUACCCCAAAACUACGUUUCGAUGAUAAUGUCAAAGUAUCACAAUUCGAUGAUGCCUUCGAAGAUGACUUUUCCAAGACCAGUUUUGAUGCCUUUGAAGCUGAUGAUCAGUGGCAGGAAUCCUUGACACGAUCGGCAAAGCAACAAAUACGCAAUAAUAAGUUACAACAACGUCAACAAGAUCUAAUUAAGAAAUCAGAAUCUAUAAAUAUAUUCGCCAAGAAAGUUGAGGAUCCCUUUGAAGAUGAUGAUUUUUUUAAUAGUCCUCCAAUACAGGUAACUGCCGGUGCCGGUAAUGAGGAUAAACCGGACAAGCUAAAGGGAAAUGGCAAUGGUUUUGCAGCUGGAGCACAACCCACUAACUGGGAUGAUAACAAUACAAAUUUUGCCAAAUUUGAUGAAAAUAUCAAUAAUUAUGUUAAUAAUCACAACGAUGAGGUAGCUGGUGUUGAUAUUGAUGAUGACGACAAUGAUGAGGACGACGACGACGAAGAUGAUGAUGGCGGUGGCCAUUAUGCUGAAAUAGAUGUGGUCACAUCCAACGACUAUUACUACAUUACAAAUCUCAAACAAUAUUAUGACGAACAGCAAACAUUAAAGGACCCCUACAAGUUGCCCCAACAAUACAAUACCAAUAAUUAUAAAAAACAUACCCAGCAUCAACAUCGGCGUUCAUGUGAUUCUUCUUCUUCAUCGUCAUGGUCGAACUAUACAUACAAUCAUAAUAAAUAUCAAUCGAAUCGAGGUUCAACAUCAACGUCUGUGUUCACCCAGUGCCAUACAACACAAACAAAACCCGUGGAUAGGGUCCGUUAUUGUGCGCAGCAGAAAUCACAGCAUUACAAUGGUAUUGAAGACAAAGGUGAUGAUGCAGAUGGAGAUGCUCGUGUGCCAGGUAUAACAAAUACAAAUAGUAUUCUACGCAAUACUCAAAAACGAUGUCGUCGUAAAUUAUUUGCAUUCAAUUUUAUGUUAAAGAAUUUAAUAACAUAUCGUUUUAAAUAUGAUAUUCUAUAG